This is a messenger RNA of Coffea arabica (coffee), 1139 nucleotides long. RefSeq names its product ribonuclease 3-like protein 3. Gene Ontology annotation, molecular function: ribonuclease III activity; RNA binding. The record is from RefSeq and is a predicted model, not a curated record. Gene Ontology annotation, cellular component: cytoplasm; nucleus. Gene Ontology annotation, biological process: siRNA processing. NCBI's taxonomy places the organism in Eukaryota, Viridiplantae, Streptophyta, Magnoliopsida, Gentianales, Rubiaceae.
UCCAAACAAGCCACGGCUCUUUUCCUUUCCUUUUCUUCUCUCUGAUCAGGCCAUGGAACCCCACCAAAACCAUCCUUCAGCAGAUAACCCUGAAUCCCACAACCAAGAAGAUGAAGCAAAAAACAAAACCCUACAAGAAGAAGAAGAGUUGAUGAUGGAUGAGUCUUCACAAGAAGAAAUUGAGGAGAUAAUAGGCUACAAAUUCCAUGACCCAAGUUUAUUACAACAAGCCUUCACCGACUCAUCCUUUAAAGAAAACUGUUUAUCCUAUGAAAGACUUGAAUAUAUUGGUGAUUCAGUACUGAAUUUGCUGAUGGCAAAGGAACAUUAUUUUCUGUAUCCUGAACUUUUACCAGGAAAUCUCACUAAGCUUCGUGCGGCCAAUGUUAAUACUGAGAAACUUGCACGUGUGGCUGUGAAGUGCAAUUUGCAUAAGUUUUUACGUCAUAAGAAGCCUCUUCUUAGUCGACAGAUUCAAGAAUUUUCAGAGGCAAUUUCAGCCUACCCUUUGCACUCCACAGGGUUAGUUGCUGCUCCGAAAGUGCUUGCAGACAUUGUUGAGUCCUUAAUUGGUGCCAUAUUUCUUGACAGCAACUCUUCAUUGGACACAACAUGGCAGGUAGUGAAGAACUUGUUGCAACCGAUGAUCACUCUCACAACUAUUAAAACGCAUCCGGUAACAAAACUUCAUGAAAUAUGCCAGAAGAAUGGACUAAAAGUUGAAUUCGUUGACAUGUGGAAAGAAACAGGAGAGAUUGAAGUUUAUGUCGGCCAUGAAUAUGCUGGAACAGGAAAAUAUUGUUCCAAGAGGUUGAUUGCACUGAAUAGGGCAGCAGCUAAUGCCUAUAACCACAUUCUGAAGAAGUUGAGCACUGAUGGUUUGAUCUAAUUGUAACAAGCAAUUAUGCAAUUGUAAUAAAUUAUAAGGAUUGAUGUUUCAUGCACUGUCAAUGUAUAUAUGAUAGAUUUAGAUGCAUGUCACAUUGUUUCAAUUUGAAUUUGAACACCAAAUCUUAUAUAUGUGACAUACAUCUAGAAUCGCUAGUAUAUAUAUUGUCAGUACAUAAAAAAUUUACCUGAAUUAUAAAUGUGUAUGUAUCUACCCAUAAUUCUCAUGUGACCCGAACCAAAUUGCACAA